Molecule: messenger RNA, 1470 nt
Organism: Symbiodinium natans
Lineage: Eukaryota; Dinophyceae; Suessiales; Symbiodiniaceae
Source: the annotation of a GenBank genome assembly
AUGGCUACGUGGAGGAGGUAUGGAGCAAUUCUCAGUAUUCUGAUUUUCGGCGGCAGUGCUGAAGUGCCGAAGGCAUCGCCACUUCCAACGAAUGGCACCAUGUUUACGCGAAGCAGGUCCCUAUACACACCCACACCGGAGGACAUGUUCGACUAUCACAAGGGGCUGUUCCCGCCUGACAUGGCAGAUGUCCUUUGCUUUGCUGUGGCCGCCGCAGGACUCAUCGUGGCUGCAAGUGGCGGCGUUGGUGGGGGUGGAAUCCUUGUACCAUUGUACAUGAUCUUCUUGCGCUUCCGGCCAAAGCACGCCGUGGCACUGUCAAACUUCACGAUUCUCGGAGGGGCCUUCGCCAACACUGCGUUGAACGCCCCGAAGUCCGAUGAGAAUGGCAGAGCGCUGAUAAACUGGGACAUCAUCGUGAUGAUGGAGCCUGCGACGCUCGCCGGGACCGUCCUAGGCUCCUUUGCCUCGAAGUAUCUUGCCGAUUUUGUGCUGAUGGGAUUUCUGGCCAUCGUGCUUGCGCUCUUAUCCUUCCGCACUCUGGACAAGGGACUGGAAAUGUUCCACCACGAGAAUGCGAAGGAUGCGGAGCUCCAGGCAGUGCCGCAGCACGAAGAUGUAGAUUUGCCGGAGGAGGUAAGCGAUGCCGACGACGAGCCAAAGGAGUCACGCAACCUCGUUGGUGACACACGCUUGCGUACGGUAGGGGCCGGGACACCCUGGGUGAAGGUCUGCUUGCUUGUCUGCUGUUUCCUGGGUUGCGUGGUCUUGACGGUGCUGAAAGGCGGCGGCCAUGGAUCCAUCGUAGGCGUUGCGUGUGGAUCUGGCAGCUUUUGGCUGCUCAGCUGGGCGCAGCUUCCUUGGGUGCUUGGCUUUGGCCUCAUCUUUAGGGACAUGCUGAUAAACGAAAACAUGGACAAGGAAGAGGAUGGCCAUGAGUUCGCGGCUACGGAGAUUCGCUGGACCUCAGCCACGACCAUCAGGUACCCGCUGCUUUGCAGUCUUGCGGGCGUCCUCGCAGGCCUCUUUGGUGUUGGAGGCGGCAUCAUCAAGGGGCCGUUGAUGCUGGAGCUUGGUGUUGCGCCGCAAGUUGCAUCAGCCACUGCAGCAGCGAUGAUCCUCUUCACCUCCAUGGCUACAGCGGUGUCCUUCCAGGUGUUUGGCCUGCUGGAGCCGAGCUACGGUUCCAUGUGCUUCAUGCUGGGUUUUGGCUGCACCCUGCUGGGGCACUACCUGGUUCACUCCUUUCUACAGGGGGCCAGGCGGCAGUCGCCGCCGGUGCUCUCCAUAGGGUGCGUAAUGGCCGUCUCCACGGCGGCACCCUCAGCAACUGCGACCAAGAGGAUAAACGUUAUGCGAUGGAGCAGAGAACAGUUGUCCUGCAUGGCCCAUACGCCCCAAUCCCCGAACCAGUCGGAGGCGAGUGUACACGUUGAUCAUUGUUUAUCCUUUGGUGAUGUGUUUUUUUAG